CCAUCCAUCUUACGGGUUCUGCCUCUUUCCUGGAGUUAAACUUUUCUGAAGACACCACAAGCCCCAGGCCCUGCUCGUCUCUCCGGAGCAGAAGCAAAGCAGGAGGGAGUCCGCCGAGGGGGCGGGCUGGCCCAUGCCCAGGAGCUCCAAUGUCCUCACCCCACUUGCCCAGCUCCGUGGAGGCCAAGGCCACCGGUGCCCGCAGCGGACUUCAGUCCCACAGGAAGCACCAGGCCAGCCACUGCAGGGGAUCAAAUGGCAAGACUGUGCCCUGCCUUCAGGGGCCUGUAGCCCGUGCGCUUUCCUAGUCCCACCAGGAGCCACCGUCCCAGUCUCCUCCUGCCUCCACCCUUGGCAUCGGUCCCCCAGCUGACCCGUCACCAUGGCAGCCCUGAUCGCAGAGAACUUCCGCUUCCUAUCACUCUUCUUCAAGAGCAAGGAUGUGAUGAUUUUCAACGGGCUGGUGGCACUGGGCACGGUGGGCAGCCAGGAGCUGUUCAGUGUGGUGGCGUUCCACUGCCCUUGCUCACCAGCCCGGAACUACCUGUACGGGCUGACAGCCAUCGGUGUGCCCGCCCUGGUGCUCUUCCUCAUUGGCGUCAUCCUCAACAACCAUACCUGGAACCUGGUUGCCGAGUGCCAGUACCGGAGGACCAAGAACUGCUCGGCUGCCCCCAACUUUCUCCUUCUAAGCUCCAUCGUGGGCCGCGCAGCCGUGGCCCCCAUCACCUGGUCUGUCAUCUCUCUGCUGCGCGGUGAGGCCUACGUCUGUGCUCUCAGCGAAUUUGUGGACCCCUCUUCGCUCACAGCUGGGGAAGAGAGUUUCCCACUGGCCCAGGCCACAGAAAUCCUGGCCACGUUCCCGUGUCGGGAGGGCCCUGCCCGCCUGUCAAGUUUCCGGGAGGAGGUCAGCCGCAGGCUCAAGUACGAGUCCCAGCUCUUCGGGUGGCUGCUCAUCGGUGUGGUGGCCAUCCUGGUGUUCCUGACCAAGUGCCUCAAGCACUACUGCUCACCGCUCAGCUACCGCCAGGAGGCCUACUGGGCGCAGUACCGGGCCAACGAGGACCAGCUCUUCCAGCGCACGGCCGAGGUGCACUCGCGGGUGCUGGCUGCCAACAACGUGCGCCGCUUCUUCGGCUUCGUGGCACUCAACGAGGAUGACGAGCAGCUGGUUGCCAAGUUCCCAGUGGAAGGCACACAGCCACGGCCACAGUGGAACGCCAUCACCGGCGUCUAUCUGUACCGCGAGAACCAGGGCCUUCCACUCUACAGCCGCCUGCACAAGUGGGCCCAGGGUCUGGUGGGCAACGGCGCAGCCCAAGACAACACAGAGAUGGUCCUGCUCGCCUCCUAAGGGUCCUGUUCCCACACUCUUUGCCAAUGACACGACUUGGUCCCAAACAGAACCCCAUGGCCUGUUCACAUCAGCAUCAGAGGGGAAU
Globicephala melas (long-finned pilot whale) is the source of this 1442-nucleotide messenger RNA. RefSeq names its product calcium homeostasis modulator family member 2 (gene CALHM2). Gene Ontology annotation, cellular component: plasma membrane. NCBI's taxonomy places the organism in Eukaryota, Metazoa, Chordata, Mammalia, Artiodactyla, Delphinidae. The record is from RefSeq and is a predicted model, not a curated record. Gene Ontology annotation, molecular function: monoatomic cation channel activity.